AUGCAUCAACCAGACAACACUAAUGGCCGGGAGAAUGAUGCCGCAGUGACCUCGGGAGACGAUGAUGACCAUCGGCACCAGCGAAGGCUGCCGGACUUCCUUCAGAGUGUGAGACUCAAGUACGUGAAGCUCGGGUACCACUACCUCGUUUCCAACCUCGUCGCCAUCCUCUUUCUACCGGUUAUGAUCCUCGUCGUCUUAGAGGCCAGCCGUACAAGUCCUGACGAUCUUCGACAGCUCUGGCACGGUUUGCAGUACAACAUUGUGAGCGUGAUCGUCUGCUCCAUCAUUCUCGCCUUUGGCACCACAGUUCAUUACAUGACCCGCCCCCGCCCCAUCUAUCUGGUCGACUACGCCUGCUACCGCCCACCUGACCAUCUUCGUGCCCGCUUCCACCAGUUUGUGGAGCACGCUAGGCUCUGUGGCGAGUUCGACGAUUCGUCCUUCGACUUUCAGGUCAAGGUCCUCGAGCGCUCAGGUCUUGGGGAUGAGACAUACGUCCCCGAAGCAAUGCACCACCUCCCGCCGAGGAUAUGCCUAGUCACCGCCAGAGAGGAGACGGAGCAGGUCAUGUUCGGCGCCAUGGACGCUCUUUUCCGCAGCACCGCCGUCCGGGCGAGGGACAUUGGUAUCCUUGUUGUGAACUGCAGCCUGUUCAACCCCACGCCGUCGCUCUCCGCAAUGAUCGUCAACCGUUACAAACUCAGGGGGAACAUCCUCAGCUUCAGCCUGGGAGGCAUGGGCUGCAGCGCCGGCGUCAUUGCCCUCGACCUUGCCAAGGACCUCCUUCAGGUCCAUAGCAACACCUACGCCGUCGUCAUCAGCACGGAGAACAUAACUCAGAACUGGUACUUCGGCAACCACAAGUCCAUGCUCAUACCCAACUGCCUGUUUCGCGUCGGCGGCGCUGCCGUCCUCCUGUCCAAUCGCCGGGCCGAGCGCAAGAGGGCCAAGUACCGCCUGAUGCACGUUGUACGCACCCACCGCGGCGCCGACGACCGGGCGUUCCGCUGCGUCUACCAGGAGGAGGAUGGCGGAGGUAAGGUGGGGGUCUCCCUGUCCAAGGACGUCAUGGCCAUCGCUGGUGGCGCCCUGAAGGCCAACAUCACCACUCUCGGCCCUCUAGUUCUUCCCAUUAGCGAACAGCUUCUCUUCUUCGCGACUUUUGUGGCAAAUAAGCUAUUCAGCUCCAAAGCGAAGCCUUACAUCCCCGACUUCAAGCUGGCCUUUGAGCACUUCUGUAUUCACGCCGGUGGGAGGGCGGUGAUCGACGAACUGGAGAAGAACCUCCAGCUGCUGCCGGCCCACGUGGAGGCCUCCCGCAUGACCCUGCACCGUUUCGGCAACACCUCCUCCAGCUCCAUCUGGUACGAGCUGGCGUACAUCGAGGCCAAGAGGAGGAUGCGGAGGGGGCACCGCGUAUGGCAAAUCGCCUUCGGGAGCGGGUUCAAGUGCAACAGUGCCGUCUGGCAGGCCCUCCGGACGGUAACGCCUUCUCCGGACAAUCCCUGGAAUGACUGUAUUGACAAGUACCCCGUGGAGCUGCUCCACGGCAGCGUCACGUACCUGGGGACGAGGAAACAGUAA
Molecule: messenger RNA, 1587 nt
Organism: Spirodela intermedia
Lineage: Eukaryota; Viridiplantae; Streptophyta; Magnoliopsida; Alismatales; Araceae
Source: the annotation of a GenBank genome assembly